AUGGGAGAGUCCUUAUUCUACAGUGUGCUGAAACUGACCGAAAAACUGUCUCGUUUAGGUCUUAUUGGAUCUGUUUACCUGCCACCUCCAGGAAGCCCCCUAAAUGCUAGGGAUUCCUCAGAUGGAGAUGCCAGUACUUUCCACUCAUCUUUUAUUAUCAGGGAGCCUGUGUUUCGCAGUGAAUUUCCUUUCCAUUCAUUUUCAAAUGACUUUUCUGAUAUGGGCCUUGUUGAAUAUGCACAAGAUAGAGGCAGAGUAGAAGCUGUUCAGAGGAGACUUUUUACUCCUUCCUGCGUUUGUUCCACAGGUUUCUUCAGGAGAAGCAUUACCAAAAAUGCUGUGUACAAGUGCAAAAACGGGGGCAACUGUGUGAUGGACAUGUACAUGCGCAGAAAGUGCCAAGAGUGUCGGCUCAGGAAAUGCAAAGAGAUGGGAAUGUUGGCUGAAUGCUUGUUAACUGAAAUUCAGUGUAAAUCUAAACGAUUGAGAAAAAAUGUGAAGCAGCAUGCAGAUCAGACCAUUAAUGAAGACAGCGAAGGACGUGACUUGAGACAAGUGACCUCCACAACUAAGUCAUGCAGGGAGAAAACUGAACUCACCCCAGAUCAACAGAAUCUUCUAUAUUAUAUUAUGGAUUCAUAUAGCAAACAGAGGAUGCCUCAAGAAAUAACAAAUAAAAUUUUAAAAGAAGAAUUCAGUGCAGAAGAAAAUUUUCUCAUUUUAACUGAAAUGGCUACCAGUCAUGUACAGAUUCUUGUAGAAUUCACAAAAAAACUGCCAGGAUUUCAAACAUUGGACCAUGAAGAUCAGAUUGCUUUGCUGAAAGGGUCUGCAGUUGAAGCUAUGUUCCUUCGUUCAGCUGAGAUUUUCAAUAAGAAACUUCCAGCUGGCCAUGCUGACCUAUUGGAAGAAAGAAUUAGAAAAAGUGGUAUCUCUGAUGAAUAUAUAACACCUAUGUUUAGUUUUUAUAAAAGUGUUGGAGAACUAAAAAUGACUCAAGAAGAGUAUGCUUUGCUUACAGCAAUUGUCAUCUUCUCUCCAGGAAAAACAAGUGUGUCACACAGAUUUCCUCUUUUACAACAGCGGCUUCUGCAGAACUGGAAACGAAAUGACUCCUCACUGAAACAAGUGCAGGCUCCGGAGAAGGACUUUCUCCCUUUGCUCUUUGGUCUACACAAGCUAAGUCUUCCUUGUCAGACUGGUCUUGGCUCAGCUGUCAUGGAUGGUUUAGACUUGGCUCCCAGCUCCUAG
Talpa occidentalis (Iberian mole) is the source of this 1251-nucleotide messenger RNA. Its product is annotated as bile acid receptor-like. The transcript is spliced from 9 exons. Gene Ontology annotation, molecular function: RNA polymerase II cis-regulatory region sequence-specific DNA binding; nuclear receptor activity; zinc ion binding. Gene Ontology annotation, biological process: bile acid signaling pathway; cell differentiation; positive regulation of transcription by RNA polymerase II. The record is from RefSeq and is a predicted model, not a curated record. Bases 1 to 1251 code for a protein of 416 amino acids. NCBI's taxonomy places the organism in Eukaryota, Metazoa, Chordata, Mammalia, Eulipotyphla, Talpidae.